AUCGAUUUACGUUUACUUCCUCUUUCACAAUUUGCACGAAAGCUUCUUCUGCCUUUAAUGUUGGUCUUCUAUAAAAUGGCGACUGUUACCAAAACUCCAGAAAGUCAAAUAACCGGAGAGACUAACCUGAAAAAAUCCUGUUCUGUCUGUAACUGAUCUGGAAUUUUGAAUUCUCAGAUCUCAAUCGAAUUAGAUGGCCGAUGCUGAUCAGGAAUCGAGCGCCGGCGGUCCGGAAACAAUCAUUGUGAUACGGAGAUCGGAAGGGAAUGGAGAGAGUUCUAUGUCCGCCGCCGCCGCCGGAGAAGAGACGAAGGUGGAGGAAGAGAGAUUCUCGUGCAGUAUUGAUGUGGACUGUGGCGAUGAAGUCGGCAAAAAGGCGUGUUGCAGAAUAUGCCAGUUGAGUGAAAGAGAGGAAGAGUCGAUGAAGACGAAGAAGAAUGUGAUGGAUUUGAUUGAGCUGGGCUGUGGCUGUAAAGGGGAUCUCCGUUUCGCCCAUUUGCGGUGUGCUGAGGCAUGGUUUAAGCUCAGAGGAAACCGAUUUUGCGAGAUAUGUGGGGAAAUUGCGAAAAACGUAACUCGCGUGGGGAACGCGAAUUUCAUGGAAGAGUGGAGCGACGGAAGAAAUCCUGGAGACGGUGGAAGGCCCGGUGAGCGGUCAAGAGAUUGCCGGGAACGGCAGUCGUUCUGUAACUUCUUGAUGGGCUGUCUGGUUUUAGCGUUUGUUCUUCCUUGGUUUUUCCGUUUAAAUUUCUGAAGGCAAGGUUUCUUUUUUUAAAUUAUGUUUUGGGGCUAUACUCUCAAUAAUUGUUUCCUAAAUGAGUGAUUCAAUUUUUGUGUCUAUAUGUUUGUCUAAAAAACCAGAACUUUACUGCAAUCUGAUUAGGAGUGCGAACCCAAAUCCAGAAAAAAUAGUUGAUUGAUUCUAAAUCCG
Molecule: messenger RNA, 931 nt
Organism: Cuscuta epithymum
Lineage: Eukaryota; Viridiplantae; Streptophyta; Magnoliopsida; Solanales; Convolvulaceae
Source: the annotation of a GenBank genome assembly